CGUCCCGGGGCGGCCAUGGGGGAGGCGGCGGGGGGCAGCGCGGUGCCGCCGCCUCCGGCGGAGGCCGGCGGGGGGCAAGUGAACGCCCUGACCGUGCUGGCCCUCCUGGAGAAGUUGGUGUCCAUGCUGGAGGCGGUGGAGGGCCAGCAGCGGCAGAUGGAGCAGAGGCAGCGGGGGCUGGAGGGAGCGGUGCGGGGCAUCCAGGGCGACCUGGGCAAGCUGUGCCGUAGCCACGGGGCCACGGGGGAGGCGGUGGAGAAGCUGCUGGAGAAGUCGCGGAAGGUGUGCGCCCACACCCGCGCCGUGCGGGAGCGCCUGGAGAGGCAGUGCGCCCAGGUGCGGCGCCUGGAGCAGCAUCACGCCCAGCUGCUGCGCCGCGACCGCUUCAAAGUGCUCAUCUUCCAGGAGGAAAAUGAGAUCCCUGCCAGUGUUUUUGCAAAAGAGCCUGUUCCCAGCAUCACAGAAGGAAAAGAAGAGCCUGUGGAUGAGAACAAGACACUGGAAGAAACCCUGCAUACAGUGGAGUUGUCCUCAGAUGAUGACAUGCCUCACGAAGAUGACGUGGGUGACAGUGCAGAGGAGAAAACAGAAGAAUCAAGAGCUGAGAAACUUAAGAGAUCCAGCCUGAAGAAGGUUGACAGCCUGAAGAAAGCAUUUUCCCGACAGAACAUCGAGAAGAAGAUGAACAAGAUCGGCACAAAGAUCGUCUCGCCUGAACGGAGAGAGAAGAUCAAGAAAUCGCUUACAGUACAUCAUCAGAAAUCCUCCUCUUCCAAGAGUUCAGCUUUCAAAGUGUCGCCCCUCACGUUCAACGUGAAGAAAAGCCGAGAAGGAGAAAGCCCUGCCGAAGCCGAGGACAGACCCGCAGAAACUGCGAGCAACGACCAAGCCGAGAACGAGGAAGAGAUGUCGUUUGCCGACAUGCACUCGGAUAUGACACCCACCACGUCGCUGACCGAGGAGAGCAAAGCAGUCGUCGAUUCUCUAGAGAAGGAAGCCAGGAUGGAAGGGAGCGCCAUGAUGAACAACAACAUCGAGCUGUCCAUCGUUGAAGACGAUGAAGAGUAUGGGGUGCCUCUAGAAGUUCCCAGCCAGAAACUGUAUGACGAAAGGAACAAACCGGUCGGCGGGGAAAUGGAAGAGUCCGACGAAGAGACGACCCAAGCAGCGGUUCUGCAGAUAAACCAAACGGCGUAAAAUAUCCGAGCCUUCCUCCGCCUUCCGGAUACGCAUGGUUUUGCCUAGGCGAGUGACUGGUUUCUGCUACACAGGUGGUAGCGGCGAUCCAGUUUCCUCCAGCCUGCUCUCUGCAAUGAUAAUUUAUUGCAUCACAUUGGAACGCAGAGUGAGUGAGGUCAACGACAGGCUGCAACGUGCUCCGAUUUUUAGGCCAUUUCACUGGUGUUUAUUAAUGUAGAGAUGCUGUCAGCUGGCGUAAGAGACUAGCAGGAAAAGAGUAUGUCUAGCAGAAGCAAGCCGGUUAGCUGGCUUUGUUACAGCUGGGUCAGAGAAAUGCAGGGAGAGUAGUCAAAACCCAAACAUUUCUGUUUUCUUCCCUCACAGAUUUUCCUAGCACUGUGAGUAGUUUUGUAUGUAAAUGUAGAAAUACCGACGAGAACACUUGAUUUCGGUUUCCUUGCUAUGCUCUGUGAA
Messenger RNA from Oxyura jamaicensis (ruddy duck), 1653 nucleotides. It is a transcript of the gene CAVIN2, whose product is annotated as caveolae associated protein 2. Gene Ontology annotation, cellular component: caveola; cytoplasm. Gene Ontology annotation, molecular function: protein kinase C binding. The record is from RefSeq and is a predicted model, not a curated record. Lineage: Eukaryota; Metazoa; Chordata; Aves; Anseriformes; Anatidae.